UCGUCAGUGAACGUUAGCCUUGAGCUUGUGUUUCAUGAGACUGAAUCGUCUACCGAGGCUGGUCUGCACUCGGUUCAGUUGCAGUCCCUCACCGCCGUCUCGUACGAUGUCUUCCAACCGUGAGGUCCCCAUGGCCCCGAGGAAGGAGGAUGAGGAUGUUUGGAAAUACCCACGUCCACCUCUGCUCCAACGGACACCGAAUCUUCUACGCGUAGUCUGGACGGAUCUAGAGGGAAAUCAGACCGUUAUCGCAGAGACAGACAAGGCCUUCCGUGUGCUCGAGACAUCUCACCCUCCAACCUACUAUCUUCCUCCCUCGUCUCUCAAGCUCCCCGUUCAAGCUCUGAGUCGAAGCACUUUCUGCGAGUGGAAGGGCCAAGCGUCAUAUUACGCUAUCAGACCUCCAGGUGCCAAGAAGCCUAUAGAAAACAGGAUCUGGUAUUACAAGCAGCCCAACCCCUCAUUUGUCCCUCUCAAGGAUCACGUCUCCUUCUAUGCCUCCACCGGUGUAGAUGAAGAGGAGGUUGGAGGCCGAUGGGAUUGCUUCGUCGAUGAUGAAAAGGUCGUCCCCCAAGCCGGGGACUUUUACGGUGGUUGGCUAACAUCCAACAUCAAAGGAAAGACCAAGGGUGGGCCAGGUACAUGGGUAUGGUGAUAUGCAUU
This is a messenger RNA of Kockovaella imperatae, 663 nucleotides long. RefSeq lists its product as hypothetical. Bases 35 to 655 code for a protein of 206 amino acids. NCBI's taxonomy places the organism in Eukaryota, Fungi, Basidiomycota, Tremellomycetes, Tremellales, Cuniculitremaceae. The record is from RefSeq and is a predicted model, not a curated record. The transcript is spliced from 5 exons.